AUGGCCUCACAGAUUCUACCAUUGGAGCUGAUCGACAAAUGUAUCGGGUCGAAGAUCUGGGUGAUUAUGAAAAGCGAACGUGAAUUCACCGGAACUCUCCUUGGAUUCGAUGACUAUGUCAACAUUGUCCUAGAGGAUGUGACAGAGUUUGAAACGACAGCUCAAGGUGUCAAAAAGACAAAGCUCGCACAGACAUUACUAAACGGAAGUAACAUUGCUAUGCUAAUACCGGGAAGUGACGGUCCUGAAUCAAGUUGA
Messenger RNA from Psilocybe cubensis, 258 nucleotides. RefSeq lists its product as uncharacterized. Gene Ontology annotation, molecular function: RNA binding. Lineage: Eukaryota; Fungi; Basidiomycota; Agaricomycetes; Agaricales; Agrocybaceae. Bases 1 to 258 code for a protein of 85 amino acids. Gene Ontology annotation, cellular component: U6 snRNP; U4/U6 x U5 tri-snRNP complex; Lsm1-7-Pat1 complex. The transcript has 5 exons. The record is from RefSeq and is a predicted model, not a curated record. Gene Ontology annotation, biological process: mRNA splicing, via spliceosome.